GGAACAGAUGAUCAUAGGAGGAUAUGCUAGUAAUUUCAUUUGCAUUUUUUCUUUCUUCUUUUGUUAAAUAUUCUUUCCCAUCUCUUACAGUUUCUUUUCUGGACGAGUUUUCUACAAAAUUUCUUGCGCGUUUUACUGAUUUGGUGUAUAUAUUUAUCUAUAUAUUUUCCUUCAUUGGAACCAAACACAUGCUUAUAUACCUGACUCUACCAACUCUUAAUGAAUCCUUAUUGAUUUUCUUGGAAAUCUUUAUCUUCUCCUCACCAGGUAUGAAGAAGCAGAUAAGUUUCUCCUUCAAACCGACUAGAUUAUUGGUGUCUCAUUUCACAAUCUGGUCAUCUACCAUAUCGGUUAUCUUAUUUAUCAUUUGGUUCAUAAAAGCCUCUCCUUCAGUUCGCCAAAAGACCAAUUUUAAGUUAAACAAUACCUCCCUCAAACCCACAGUAACUGUUCAGACCUUGACUGGUUUCAGUAGAAAUUCUUCAGCAACUGGUGCGAAAAGCUCGAUUUUGAUCGACACCCACUUCAGCAAGCCUGAAAAUGCUUCUGGGUUCGGCGGGAUUUCAGUCACCAGUGGGAUUCAGAGAGACAACAAUGAAUCCAAAGUGCUACAAGAGGAAGAAACUAAAGGUGGCGGCUUUAAAGGUAAUUUUCAUACAUUAGCAGAAAAUGUAACUGGGAACUUAUCUGAGAAGAAUGGAGUUUCAAAUAGUCUAAAAAUUCAAGAGAAAAAUGAUAGAGCAACUGCGUUUAACAAGAUUGAUCUUCAAAGAAGCAAGAUGAUUGAAGAGAAGAAGAGUAAACCAACUCCGUUUGAAAAAAUUAUACUCUCAAGUAGCGAUAGAAUUGAAAGGAAGGGUAUAAGAGGUUGCGAUGUCACAAAAGGGAGGUGGGUUUAUGACGAGAGCUAUCCAUUGUAUACGAAUCGUUCCUGUCCAUUUAUAGAUGAAGGUUUUAAUUGUGAGGGUAAUGGAAGAUCAGACAAAAGCUACAUGAAGUGGAGAUGGCAGCCGCAAGAUUGUGAGAUUCCAAGGUUCAAUGCAACAAAAAUGCUGGAAUUGAUAAGAGGGAAAAGAGUAGUUUUUGUGGGAGAUUCGAUUAAUAGGAACCAAUGGGAAUCCAUGCUGUGUAUGUUAUUUGGAGCUAUAAAAGAUCCAAGGAGGGUCUAUGAGACGCACGGGCGAAGAAUCACCAAAAAGAAGGGCGAUUAUAGUUUCAAAUUUGUGGACUAUAAAUGCACAGUUGAAUUUUAUGUGACGCAUUUCCUAGUUCGAGAGCGCAUGGCAAGGUUGGGGCGGAAACGGAUACAGACAUUGAGAAUCGAUGGUACUGAUCGCAGCUCUUCCAGAUGGAAAGAAGCUGAUAUUUUGGUUUUCAACACUGGCCAUUGGUGGUCCCAUGACAAAACCAAAGCCGGAGUUAAUUUCUAUCAGGAAGAGGGUCAACUUCUUCCCCGGCUCAAUGUUUCAACAGCUUUCAGAAAAGCUAUGACGACAUGGGCGUUGUGGGUUGACAGACACAUCAAUCCAAGCAAAACCCAAGUUUUCUUUCGAAGUUCUGCCCCUUCGCAUUUCAGUGGAGGCAAAUGGAAUUCAGGCGGGCAUUGUAGAGAAGCAACUCGACCACUUGAGAGAACGUCAAUCACUGCCAUUCCUGAGACAAACAUAAUAUUGGAGGAGGUCAUAAAACAGAUGAAAACUCCUGUUACUAUCUUAAAUAUAACUAGUUUGUCUGGAUAUAGAAUUGAUGGUCAUCCUUCUAUGUAUGGAAAAACACCUGGGAAAUAUUUUUCUUCAAGUAUUCAGGAUUGCAGUCAUUGGUGUCUUCCUGGCGUUCCUGAUUCCUGGAAUGAGAUGUUGUAUGCUUAUUUGCGGUCUAAACAUGGUUAAAAUCGGUUUGUUCUUGUGGAUUCUUAAAUUCUUCAAUUUAUUUAUUUUAUCUUUUGAGCUCGCA
Molecule: messenger RNA, 1953 nt
Organism: Ziziphus jujuba (common jujube)
Lineage: Eukaryota; Viridiplantae; Streptophyta; Magnoliopsida; Rosales; Rhamnaceae
Product: protein trichome birefringence-like 6
Exons: 5
Coding region: 24-1889 (621 amino acids)
Cellular component (GO): Golgi apparatus
Molecular function (GO): O-acetyltransferase activity
Source: RefSeq, a predicted model, not a curated record